AUGCCGUCACCGAAGGAAUUGACGCCGCUGGUCGGAGCUGAUGCAGCCACAAGUCAUCGCAAUGUUGUCGCUAGUCGAUGGGGUAUCGUAGUGCUGCUACUGGCGAUUCUUGCUGUGCUUGGCUUCACACUUGUCGAUGUCAUCACCUCCUCAGUGGAGCCAAGCCUUGCUGCUGACUGGAGCUAUCUGUGCGAUCCAGCGUCGAAGCAGGACGCAGGCUACGUCAAGCUGGCGAACAAGGCCGACGAUCAUUAUUUCUACUGGUACUUCGAGUCGCGACGCUCGCCUGCAACGGACCCGCUGGACCUGUGGCUUACGGGAGGACCGGGCGGUUCCAGUAUCAUGGCCAUGCUGGCCGAGAACGGGCCGUGCAAGAUAUUGCCCAACAUUGCAACGGAGGUGAACCCGUACUCAUGGACAGCUCAAGCCAACGUCGUGUGGCUCGACCAACCCACAUCAGUUGGGUUCUCCCACGGCAGCCAGCAGGACAAGGACUUUAACGAGACCAACGUCGGAGAAAACAUCUACUGGUUCUUACAAGGGUUCCUAGAGCAACACCCCGAGCUUGAAGGACGAGAGUUCUUCGUCACGGGCGAGAGCUAUGGCGGUCACUACGUCCCAGUCGCCGCACACUACAUCUGGAAGCAGAACCCCGUCAGUCCCGGGUCCCUUAAGCUCGAUCUACAGGGGAUUGCAGUUGGCAAUGGACUUACGAACCCGAUCAUCCAGUAUCCAUACAAUCCCGACAUGGCGAACAACGUCUACAACAUUUCGUUGCUGACGCCGGCCCAAACGCAGCAGAUGCGGAGUGAUGCAGCUGAGUGUGUUGAUCUCACACAACAUCCGCGUAAUGGGACGAUCAGCAAGGUCGCCCAGCAGUGCUGGUCUGACAAGCUCAUCGGACCUUUCAACAGCGCGAAUCGCAACAACUACGACAUCCGCCAGCCCUGCAGCAACAGCGACCGCAGUGCGACCUGCGACGACACGCCUACGAUUACUGCGUAUCUCAACUCCCCCGCAGUCAGGAAGUACCUGAACGUCGACGAGCGUGUGCCGGCGUGGCACGAGGACAGUAGCGAGGUGGAGACGACGUUCAUCACCGAUGGCGACUGGUCCAUGCCAUUCCACGACUUGGUCGCGAACAUGCUGGACGACGGACUGCGCGUCCUCAUCUACGCCGGUGACGCUGAUCUCAUGUGCAACUGGAUCGGCAAUCGCGCGUGGACUUUGGAGCUGAACUGGAGGGGCAAGGAAGGCUUCAACGCAGCGGAAGAGCGAGCUUUCGUCGCCCACGACCCCUUACUGUCCGAUGGAGCGAAGGCCAUUGACACUGGGGUGGUGCGCUCUUUCGACAACUUUGCAUUCGUGCGCGUGUACGACGCCGGUCACAUGGUGCCCAUGAACCAACCUGCUGUGUCGCUGGAUCUGAUCAACAGGUUCCUCACCAACAAGGAACACUAGGUCGUCUGCGUCAUGCUGACACUGGUUCGGCUGAAGCUUUGCGUAGCCUGACUGUCAGACUGACUGGAUUGAAAUGCAUCUAAUCCUCAAUGAUACAUCAACUCAUUCCUGAAUCAGCGCUGUCAGAAGUACG
Molecule: messenger RNA, 1594 nt
Organism: Phytophthora sojae
Lineage: Eukaryota; Oomycota; Peronosporomycetes; Peronosporales; Peronosporaceae
Exons: 3
Coding region: 1-1461 (486 amino acids)
Biological process (GO): proteolysis
Molecular function (GO): serine-type carboxypeptidase activity
Source: RefSeq, a predicted model, not a curated record